Messenger RNA from Mugil cephalus (flathead mullet), 927 nucleotides. RefSeq names its product peptidylprolyl isomerase Ab (cyclophilin A) (gene ppiab). Gene Ontology annotation, cellular component: intracellular membrane-bounded organelle. The transcript has 5 exons. The record is from RefSeq and is a predicted model, not a curated record. Gene Ontology annotation, molecular function: peptidyl-prolyl cis-trans isomerase activity. NCBI's taxonomy places the organism in Eukaryota, Metazoa, Chordata, Actinopteri, Mugiliformes, Mugilidae. Gene Ontology annotation, biological process: protein peptidyl-prolyl isomerization; protein folding. Bases 85 to 582 code for a protein of 165 amino acids.
UAUAAAAGCGGAGCUGCCCGGAGCCGAGGAGGAGUCAGGAUUCAUUGAGCCGCUCUGCACCGCAGCCAGACCCGCUUUACAGACAUGGGAGCCCCGAGAGUCUUCUUUGACAUCACUGUCGACGGCUCCAGCAUCGGCAGGAUCGUCAUGGAGCUCCGAGCUGACGUGGUCCCAAAGACUGCAGAAAAUUUCCGAGCUCUGUGCACCGGGGAGAAAGGUUUUGGCUUCAAAGGUUCCACGUUCCACCGGAUCAUCCCUGGUUUUAUGUGCCAGGGCGGAGACUUCACCAACCACGAUGGGACCGGAGGGAAAUCCAUCUACGGAGAGAAGUUUCCUGAUGAGAACUUCCACCUGAAGCACACGGGCCUGGGGACGCUGUCCAUGGCCAACGCCGGACCCAACACCAACGGGUCCCAGUUCUUCAUCUGCACGGCCUCGACGGACUGGCUGGACGGGAAGCACGUGGUGUUUGGCAGCGUGAUUGAGGGCAUCGACGUCGUCAAGGCGAUGGAGAGGCAAGGCACGAGAAACGGAAAUCCCAAAUCCAAAGUCGUCAUCGCCGACUGCGGUCAGCUGAAAUAGAUACGUCCUCUGAGGUCCCUGGACUUUUUGGCAUUUCGAGGUUUGGAUUCUAAGAUAAAAGAUAAAUGAAUAAGAGUUCAUUUGAUUUUCAUUUUAAAAAGUACAAACUAAAUUAACUUUAUUGCUUUCGUUUUAUUAGACGACACAAUAAAAGACAGGGGCCUUCCAGAUUUUUCCUUUCUGGUUUUAAAAAACAAACUUGAACACCCAGCGAACUCACUUCCUCCUCUUGUUUACCUGCUGUGUUGAUAUUUGUUCUGUAAUAUUUUGUACCUUCUAAUCCACAUUUGUUAACUAAACCGGAACCAAAUGAUGACGGUGUAAAUAAAACUACCUGAAAGCCCA